Messenger RNA from Magnolia sinica, 957 nucleotides. RefSeq lists its product as uncharacterized. Bases 67 to 756 code for a protein of 229 amino acids. Lineage: Eukaryota; Viridiplantae; Streptophyta; Magnoliopsida; Magnoliales; Magnoliaceae. The transcript has 5 exons. The record is from RefSeq and is a predicted model, not a curated record.
GCGCCAGAAAGGAGGAAAAUGGUAUAAUAGAGAGAGGUUCGAGAAAUACAAACUCACGAGAAAAAAAUGAAGUCGAAACGGGCAGCGGUCAGGCAGUUCGGGCAGCUCUCCCUUCCCUCAUCUUUCCACUCGAAUUCCAUCCCCAGGUUUUUAUGUUCCAAGGAUAGGAAAGAUGAUACAUCAAGCAAACCCUUGACAUCAUGUAUAUCUCUCUCUGACUUCUUAGACCGAAAGCUUGAUAAAACUACGCAAAAAUUGAUUCAGGAGAAACAAAAGUCGUUUUCUACAGUCGCUAUUGGGCCUGUUAAUGAACAUAUGGGACUCAAACGAGAAGAAUCUGGGGCUGAUUUUUUUCUCAAUAGAGCUGUUUUUCAACAUUUUAAGCACAAGUUGAAUGAAGGAGAUUGCGUACGAUCAAGUGGUGGGGGUGAGCUUGGAGUAUUCGAGUUAGAAUUGACGGAGGAUAGGGAAGAUUUGAGGAAAAGAAAGAACCCAUUUGCAGUUUCUAGAGGUGGAGAUGAGAGAGAUUCCCAUCAAGGGCGCUUGGUUGUUCUUGGUGAUGAUCCAAAGCCCAAGCAAAGGGGGAGAGGAAACAUGUUUACAAGCAAGAGGCCAAAAAACCUCUUCAAUCACUAUGCAAAUGGAAGUGGCUGGUGGGACUGCAAUAUGGAGGGAGUUGACAGUGAAGAAGUUGGUUGCAGUGAGGCGUGGGAAGGAAUGGGGUCCACCACCUUGGGAGGAUUGGAAUGGCAUUAAUUUGGUUAACAGCUCUGUCCAAGUUCCCAUCAGAUUCCUACACAUUGUCCUGAAUUCUGUUUCUUUUGUAUCAAAUGAAAUCUGCAGAGCCCUCUUCUUCCAGUGGUUGGCUUGCAGUUUUAAAGUAUGUAGACUUGAAUGUAUGAUUGUGGGAUCAGUAAUGCAAACAACACUAAAGAAGUAAGGGGUCUUUUGGCAUCA